Messenger RNA from Vitis vinifera (wine grape), 2317 nucleotides. RefSeq names its product cysteine-rich receptor-like protein kinase 44. Gene Ontology annotation, biological process: protein phosphorylation. Lineage: Eukaryota; Viridiplantae; Streptophyta; Magnoliopsida; Vitales; Vitaceae. Gene Ontology annotation, molecular function: protein kinase activity; ATP binding. The coding region runs from base 216 to 2192 and encodes 658 amino acids. The transcript is spliced from 7 exons. The record is from RefSeq and is a predicted model, not a curated record.
UUAUCCUCGAUACAUAGUGCUGAAACGAAGGCAUGCAGAACAUUUUCUUUUUUUUCCACAUAGGCGGCAGAAAGUCGCCUCUUAAUUCGUAUGGUUUGAAAGGAGAAGCAAUGGCACCUUUUUAACGACCCUCUCCUGCCUUCUCACCUAUCCAUUGAUACCAUUGACGAAAGAGUACCUCUGCAAUUCUACAGACUGCAGGGCAGGUAGAGGCAAUGGCUAUGAGUUAUUUGGAACUAACUUUCUUCCUCUCAUGUCUUCUCAUACAGCUUGUUCCAUUCACUGUUGCCCAGUAUUUCCCUAAAGAAGAAUGCAUUUCAGAUAGAGGUAACUACACCGAUAACAGUACAUACCAGGCAGACCUCAAUAGCCUCCUGACUUCCUUCUCAAACACCCAAGUUGAGUAUGGGUUUUACAAUUCCUCUGUUGGUGAGGUGAACGGAAUCGGACUCUGUAGAGGGGAUCUCACGCCGGAUACAUGUCGUAGUUGUAUCAAUAACUCCAGCCAGGACAUUCAACGAUUAUGUCCCAACUACAAGGAGGCAGUUUUAUAUUACGAUCUUUGCAUGUUACGAUACUCUGACCGCUCCAUAUUUGGCACAGUAGAAACUUCGCAUUCUUAUGGUCUGGUAAACGGCCAAAAUUUCUCCGACAUCGACCGCUCCGUAGAGGAGCGGGACAACUUGUUGCUCGACCUCCAAGAAAAAGCCGCGUCUGGUGGUCCUCUUCUAAAGUAUGCAACAAACGAGACAUCGGCUGGUUCAGAAACCAUAUAUGGACUUGCCCAGUGCACGCCUGAUUUAGAAGAUCAGGAAUGCAGUAACUGUCUAGCCGUCCUUAAUAGUAUCUAUGCCGAUUCUUUUAAGUAUAAGCAAGGAGGGAACGCUAAGGCACCAAGCUGUAACUUUAGGUACGAGAUCUAUUCGUUCUAUGACCCUCUCCCUGAUGCACCGGCACCAUCUCCAACUAAUUCUUCUCCUCCGCCGCCAAAUGAUGUCACUACUGGAGACGGAAAAAGUAACAGAACGCGAACCAUAAUUAUCGUUGUUAUAGCAACUGUUGUUUCUGUGAUACUCAUCUCCUGCAUCUGCAUCUGCAUCUUUUUGAGAAUGAGAAAGCCAAAAGACAAAGAUGAACCUGAAGAUGAAAUUUUGAGCGUGGAAUCCUUGCAAUUCAACCUUGGUCCUAUUAGAAAUGCAACGAAAAACUUUUCUGAUUCUAAUAAGCUUGGACAAGGAGGAUUUGGAGCUGUUUACAAGGGUACACUUUCCAAUGGACAAGAUAUAGCCGUGAAAAGGUUGUCCAAGGGCUCUGGACAAGGAGAAUUAGAAUUCAAGAAUGAAGUUCUAUUAGUGGCCAAGCUUCAACAUAGAAAUUUGGUUAGACUCCUAGGUUUCUGCUUAGAAGGAAUAGAAAGACUUCUCAUCUAUGAGUUUGUGCCUAAUACAAGUCUCGAUCAUUUUCUAUUUGAUCCUAUUAAGCGUCUGCAAUUAUAUUGGGAAAGGCGUUACAAAAUUAUAGUUGGCAUUGCUCGAGGACUUUUGUAUCUCCAUGAAGAUUCUCGACUUCGAAUUAUUCAUCGUGACCUCAAAGCUAGCAAUAUUUUGCUAGAUAAAGAAAUGAAUCCUAAAAUUGCAGAUUUUGGUAUGGCAAAGAUAUUUUCAUUGGAUCAAACUCAAGGUGAUACAAGUAGGAUUGUGGGAACCUAUGGAUAUAUGGCUCCAGAGUAUGCAAUGCAUGGGAAUUUCUCAGUUAAGUCAGAUGUCUUUAGUUUUGGUGUGCUGGUUUUAGAAAUUAUUAGCGGUCAAAAGAACUCUUGUUUCCGCAAUGGGGAGAAUGUGGAAGACCUUAUAAGCUUUGCAUGGAGAAGUUGGAGGGAUGGGUCAGCUCCAAAUGUGAUAGAUCCUUCGGUGAGCUCUGGCUCAAGAAGUGAAAUUAUGAGAUGCAUACAUAUUGGGUUGUUAUGUGUUCAAGAAAAUGUAGCUGACAGACCCACAAUGGCUUCAGUUGUUCUCAUGCUUAGUAGCUACUCUAUCACUCUCCCAUUACCUUCACAACCUGCUUUUUUUAUGCACAGUAGCAUGGACACAGAGGCACCCUUGCUGCAGGACUCUGAUUCUGGGGCAACUAGGUCUUCUGAUAAUGCUUUGUCCGUCAAUGAUGCUUCAAUUACUGAGCUCCACCCUCGUUAGUGUUGUGGGGAAGCAGGUUAUAUAUGUUGAAAUGUGACUCUUCUUUGUUUUCUUUGUUCCAGAUCAAUUUCUAUGACCCCAUUUAUUUUGCAUAUCAAAUCGAUCUUGAUUUUUGCUUUCUUGAA